Messenger RNA from Fundulus heteroclitus (mummichog), 12052 nucleotides. RefSeq names its product serine/threonine-protein kinase WNK3 (gene wnk3). Gene Ontology annotation, cellular component: cytoplasm; cytosol. The record is from RefSeq and is a predicted model, not a curated record. The transcript is spliced from 25 exons. Gene Ontology annotation, biological process: negative regulation of sodium ion transport; positive regulation of potassium ion import across plasma membrane; intracellular signal transduction. Gene Ontology annotation, molecular function: ATP binding; chloride channel inhibitor activity; protein serine/threonine kinase activity. The coding region runs from base 1033 to 10704 and encodes 3223 amino acids. Lineage: Eukaryota; Metazoa; Chordata; Actinopteri; Cyprinodontiformes; Fundulidae.
CGAAGCUCACCUUUUAAGGCGUUAUGUUGAUGAUGAUGAUGAUCCCCGUGCCAGCGCGCGCUCUCUGCCAGUACGCACGCGAACCUGCUGCUGACCGUUGGGAUUCCUCCUGUCAGCGUUGAUGAACACAAGUUACCGACUUUCUCCGGAUUACCGUCACCGACCGAGCGCACACGGCUCGAAGCCGACAAACCGAGCAGCCGGUGUGGAUGGAUGGGGCGGUGAUAGACAUGUGUGAACCGACGCUAAGCAGCAUCGUCUGAGCUGGAACACGUACGCCAGCUGCUCGCUCGCAGCCGCUCUGCCACACGCGGACACCGAAGCUCGACGGCUCCGGUUCGAGGGAGGGCUUUUCCAGCAAGCAGCCGGGGGAAAAUGACAGACUCGGAGCCCCAAUUUUUUUUUUUUUCUUAAAAAUGUGUUGUUUUCCAGUAUGAAAAUAUUUAGAUAAAAAAAAAAAAACGUGAUGCAAAAUCUUGUUUUGGUCAUCCGGACGGUUGUAUAUAGGCAAUACAAAUCCAGGCUAAAUGAUGUGCUUUUUAAAUUAAACCACGCAGGACGGACGCUACGUUUAGAUUCACUUGAAGAUCUUCUGAUAUAAAUUUAAAAAACAGCUAAUAAAGCUCUUCAUCUUUCCCAGGAGGUGUGAAGAACCCUGGAUUAGUGAGCUGCACUCACAGACCUGAGGGUUUCUUUGAGUUCUGCUAUGCAAGUGGAUUCUUAAAAAUAUGUAGGAAACCUAAUAAUAAGGACAUUGAAGACAAAAGCUGUUCUUGAGCUCAUGUGCUGUCAUCCUUUUCAAUUACUAUAUAGCAGCAGAGAAAAGAGAUAAAGAAGGAAAGAGUAAACAAGAAGCAGAGUGAGUCAAGAAUUUAAACCAACUAUAACGUGAAUCACGGAUAAAACACCUUUCAGACCAAAAGUGGUGCCUGUUUGACCACAGAAAGACAGAGAGACGGAGACUGACGGAGAAGCAAAGGUGUGGAGGAGGAGGAGGAGGAGGUCUAGAAGGGUUGGGAAAGAUCGUUCUCCAUGGCUACAGACCCAGGAGAGCCCACAGGCACUGAGGACUCUUCUGAGAAAGCUGAUGGAAAGAAGGAGGAGGACAAGGAGCGAGAGGUCAGGACAGACCAACAGAGGGAGAGGACACCUAACUCCUCUCUGGGCCUCCCCUCCUCCCAGGCUCAAAUGGACACAGAGAAAGGAGGAGAUGAUAGAGGAGGAGGAAAAGAAGAAGAUGCCUUCCAGAAGCCUGGACAGACCCCACAUCUAGCCUCUUUGCCUUCAGUACCUGUCGAUACUGGUCAAAGACGUCUGAAACGGGAAAAGCGCUUCUUCAGGAAGAGCGUGGAGAUCUGGGAGGCAGAUGAUGAGGCAGUGAUGCCUCCCGACGCUCCUCACAGCGCUCCCCCCCUGGAGCUGUGCUCCACAGAUUCAGUCUUUGACAGUGGCCAUCAACAAGGAGCUGCCUCUUCCUGCGUAGCCUUGGGGCGUGACCCCUCUCAGGGCCAAGAGCCUGGAAAAGAUGUUCCAUCGUCCGCACCCACCCCGAGUGUGCGAGAGAGGGACCGUGAGCAGGAGGAGGAGGCAGAGAUGAAGGCGGUAGCCACAUCUCCCGGCGGAAGGUUUCUUAAGUUUGACAUUGAACUGGGCAGAGGAGCCUUUAAGACGGUGUACAAAGGCCUAGACACAGAGACCUGGGUGGAAGUGGCCUGGUGUGAACUACAGGACCGUAAGCUGACCAAGGCGGAGCAGCAGCGCUUCAAGGAGGAGGCAGAGAUGUUGAAGGGACUUCAACACCCCAACAUAGUCCGCUUUUAUGAUUCCUGGGAGUCUGUGCUCCGUGGAAAGAAGUGCAUUGUACUGGUCACUGAGCUCAUGACAUCUGGAACGCUCAAAACCUACCUUAAGCGCUUCAAGGUGAUGAAACCCAAAGUCCUGAGAAGUUGGUGCAGACAAAUUCUGAAGGGCCUUCACUUCCUUCACACCAGGACUCCACCGAUCAUCCACCGGGACCUCAAGUGUGACAACAUUUUCAUAACAGGCCCCACAGGAUCAGUUAAGAUAGGUGACCUGGGACUUGCCACCCUCAUGAGGACCUCCUUUGCAAAAAGUGUCAUAGGAACCCCAGAGUUCAUGGCUCCAGAGAUGUAUGAGGAGCACUAUGAUGAAUCUGUGGAUGUUUAUGCCUUUGGGAUGUGUAUGCUGGAGAUGGCUACUUCAGAAUACCCUUACUCUGAAUGCCAAAACGCUGCUCAGAUCUAUCGCAAAGUCACAAGUGGUAUUAAACCAGCCAGCUUUGAUAAAGUAAAUGACCCAGAAAUCAAGGAGAUCAUUGAAGGCUGCAUUCGUCAGAACAAAAGCCAGAGACUCUCUAUCAGGGACCUCCUGAAUCACGCAUUCUUUGCAGAAGACACUGGAGUCAGAGUGGAGCUGGCAGAAGAGGACACAGGCACUCAGGAUUGCCUGGCUCUCCGGAUUUGGGUUGAAGACCCAAAAAAGCUGAAGGGGAAACACAAGGACAACGAGGCCAUUGAGUUCUCCUAUGACCUGGAAAAUGACAGUGCUGAGGAAGUGGCUUUAGAAAUGGUGAAGUCAGGCUUCUUCCACGAGAGUGAUGCGAAAGUUGUGGGAAAAUCCAUCCGGGACCGAGUGAAUCUGAUCAAAAAGUCAAGAGAGCGUCGGCAGCAGCAGCUCAUUCAUCAAGGCUUUGAUCACAGAAGAGACUCUACCAUCACCUCUUAUGUCUUCUACCCUUCAUGUCCAUCUUCACUAAUGGUUGGGGCAGCUGGACAAACAGGAGGUGGUGAAAGUGGAGCUGGAGGUGGGCUUCUGGAGUCUGGAGAGCUGCCUGAAGUAGACCAGCAUGUCAGGCAGCAACAUAUCCUUGGUCUGACCACUCUUAGCCUUCCAGAAAUUGAAAGUGUUGGGUCUGCCAGCUGCGAAUCCUAUGCCAGUGGGCAGAGCCUGGCUCUCUCACUGCAGGGGGAAACUCACUGCCACUCCCAGAUAACUCCUCAACCUCUGAUCACUGGUGCGUUGGCUGAAACUCAAAUGCUCUGCGCUGGCGAGACUGGAAGCGUUCCAACUCUGCCUCUUGUUCAGGGUGUUGGUAUGUCCAGCGUGUGCAUCCCCAAGACUGAAGUGGGACCUGUCGGCCAGGCGUUUCUUCAACCCGGUGUUGUUGUUCCACAGGUAUCCCCGAGUGUAGCGCAGCAAUACUUUCAGUCGCACACAUUUACAUCAGAUGCAUUUCAAACGCUCACUGCUCAUGGAUCCAUGGCUCCCUCGCAGUCAAACAUACUUCCUGUUUCUCCCCAAGCUCCCAUUAGUGUUUUCCCCACAUCCAUGUCAGUCAGUGACCCUGCUGUGCUUGCAGGGACCGUUAUCCCCCACACUCAGCUACCUGCCUCUCCCAUGCUGCAGACUGACAUUGCUCCUCACUCUGCUCCCCAGCAAACACAGCCUGUCUUUAGUCCACAGCUGUCCAUUAUUCCACAACCGGCCUCCAUCCAUCAGCAGCAACCACAGCAGCCCACAACAGUUGAACAGCAACAAGUUAGUGCAACUCCGCUACCACCAGAAGAACAUCUUCACACCCCUUCAGCUGCAGCUGUCCACCAACAUCCCCACGAGCCUGAGCAGCAGAACUUUGCACAGCGGCCGGUCCAAAACGUCGAGGCAUCUCCUCAACAGCAAGUGAUGACCGCACAGACAAAUAUGGAGUCUCAAGCUUUGUCAGUGCCACAGCCAGGGGAGCAACCUCAGGCCUAUAAAGGGCAACCAGCAGGAAAUACCUGCGAGCAAACAGUCAGACAAUCACAACAACUGCACCAACAGCUUCAGCAGCAGCAAUCUCUUUUGCAACAGCAGCAGCAGCUACUUCAGCAGCAACACCUGUUGCUUCUUGAAAGACACCCAUUGUAUGCCCAGAAGCUUGAUCAGCAGCAACAGAUGACUCUGCUCCAACAACAGGAGCACCAGGCGCAGCUCCAACAACUGAAUGCGCUGCAACACAAACCAGUCGUGGAUCAGCAGCAAGCUCUUGUGCAUCCAAAAUAUGAGCAGCAACAGCAAAGUCUUAUGCAUCAAGAUCAAUCUACACAAGCACAAGUGCAACAACUGCCACAUAUUCCCUCACAGCAACAGCAGAAGCAUCAGUUAUAUCAGCCAACAGGGCAGCAGCAGGAAGACAGAACCCAAACUGAACAAGACACACAGGAACAAAGUGGACAGCAACAGCAAAACGCUAUACUGCAGCAUCAGUCCCAGCAAACACAACAGAAAAAUGAACAAGUACAGCAGCAAAACUUAUUCCAUCAGAUGGAGCACCAACAAGCAUUGAUGCAACAGCAUUUGCUAAACCAGUUCAUUUUAAAGCAGUCCCAGUUACAACAGGCAGCGCAGCUGCAGCAGCAGGAGUGGCAACAAGUACAGCUUGAGCAGAACUUAGAGCAUCUGCAGCAGCAAGCUCUGUUGCAAAAGCAGCUUGAAGAGCAGCUUCAACAAGUCCCCUUAGAUAAACAAAGUGCAGUUUUGCAGCAACAGGCUCAAAUGAACUAUCAACACCAAGAGCUACAGCAGCAGCAGCAACCAGCUGCCAUCAUUCAGCAUCUACAGCAAGUUGAAAAGCAAGAACUCGUGCCUAAACCUCAAAGCAGCAGCGAGUUGCAGAUGCAGCCACGACCUGCUACCUUGCAGCAAACGUGUAAUCCACAAAUUGCCACUCUUCAGUCUGCGCAGCAGUCAGAUAAACAGGAAACUGUGGAGCAGCAAGCAGCACUCAUCCAGCCGCAGAAAGCUUUUGUUGCUCAGCCGCAACACUCCACCUCCAUGGAAACCCAUCUUUUAAUUGGUGUCCCUGCGAGCACUGAGGAAGUCCAGCACCAAACUCAAGUAAUCUCUCAAGUGCAGGUCCCUGUGACUAUCCAGACUACCCCGACUCCUGUCCAGACUGCUCCUGUUUUCCUAGGACAGCAAGAACACAGUCAGUUCCAGCCCCAAAAUCAGAAUCAGCUUGCAGCCCAGUUUUUAGUCCAAUCGGUGUCCAAAGCCCCUCCAGCUACAGCUGUGGUCAGUGUGGCUACUCCAACAGCUGUGAUCCAAGGACAAAAGCAAGUCUUGCAGACCCAGCACAUUCCUUUGCAGGCUAGUUUUCCUGGACCUGUAGCUCCUACACAGGUAGCUGCUCAGCCAUUAAUCCAGACUCAACCUCAUCACACAGCUAUUCUGCAGCCCCAGCCUUCACAUGGCCAAGUCCCAGACAAAGAUAUUCUGAUGAUGGGCCAACAAAACCAUGCCGCUGCUCAUCCUUCAAGCGCAGUUUCCUCUCUUCCAAGCCCAGCACAACAUGACACUCGUGUUCAGCACAAUGCUGCAGUACAAAGUCCCAUCCAGCCCAAGCUCCAACAAGAAGCUCAAGGCCGACCACCUUGUCAGGGCCAUCCUCACCCUGGCCUAGCGAGCCCACAGUAUAUCUCACAACCUCCCCACCAGGCCAUCCCGUCUGUGCCGCAUAAUAUGACUCAUAUUUCACAACAUCAGUUGCGUCAGCAGCCAGUAGUGCAGUAUCAGCAGAUGAUUCUGUCUCAGGCCUCGACUGAGAGUGCCGUGACAGCAGCAGAGAGUCUCACUCCAUCAGCUGAACUUGGCCAUCUUGUUGCUCCUCCUCCAGCGCAGACUGGACAAGGUGCAGCUCCGGGACAAACAGCACCAUAUCCAGUCGCUGCGGCCCAGCAGCACUUCCCUGGAAGCUCUGCGGACUCCUCUAUCAUUCAGCCAUUUAUGCCUCAGUCUGCUGAGUCACUGCAGCAGCAAAAGAAAAACCUUCCCCCGGGAAGUUCUACCACACAGCUCCAGCCCAUCCAAGCUCCCACCCAGCAACCGCCUCCUCAGCAACAGGCUUUAGCAACACUUGACAAAAAUCAGUCUCCUUCUCAGCCGCCCCCCGCUUCACAUGUGGUGAUACAGCCCCCUGCGCAGUCGGCACCCAGUAAUGUUUCUGUGCCUCAGUCCCCCAAUAAGACCCUCCCCUUGUAUAGUCACUUAGCAGCAGGUGCCCCUCCAUCUCCACAGCACCAUGCCAAACACCUGCUGCCGGCUCACACACAUACACAAACCUGCAUUCAUGCCCUGACUCACUGUCAAACACAGACACAGCUUCAAGCGCAAGCUAGCUCGCACACUCAGACAGACCGCAAGACACCAGUUUCUGAAGAAUCUCUUUUGUCUAAUGCUAAGUGUCCUGCACAACAACUGCCCCUCAGCCCUUCAUGCCCCUCCGCGACAUUACCGCCUGUACUUUCCCAGCAACCUGCCCCCGCUGCAGAGCUUCCUACGUCUUCGCCAGUAGCCCAGGUAUCUUUACCAGGGCAGCCCAACUUUGUACCCACCUCUCCUCAACCUGUCUCUGCUCUACAAUUGCUUGACUCUAAUGCUCCCAAACUUCCCCAAGCCUCGCUGCAAGACUGUGACAUUUCCCUGCCGGGCGGCGCUCAGGAUGGACCAUACCUGACAAGCACAGAAUGUCAGUCUUCAACAGGGUCUGUUUCAGCCAAUGGAGAAGACAUCCUGCAUCAUUUAGCAAAUGGAAAAUCUGACAAGUCAAAGUCUCAGAAAAAAACCUCCUCUCAGAAGCUUGAGAAAGCUUCUCACCAGUUUCAGCUGAGCAUGCUCCAGGUGUCCGGGAAGGGAGACAACUUGGUUGAAUGUCAGCUAGAGACCCAUAGCAAUAAGAUGGUGACAUUCAAAUUUGAUAUUGAAGGAGAUGCUCCUGAGGAUAUUGCAGAUUACAUGGUAGAGGAGGACUUUGUCCUGGAUUCGGAGAAAGAGAAAUUUGUGGAGGAACUAAGAUCAAUUGUGAAAAAAGCCCAAGAAAUCCUUCAGACACAUACACAGACUGGAUCAACUGACCAGUUACAAGUGAGCACUCCCUCUAGCUCUGUUGUGGACUCGGUCCCUCAGUCAUCUCCAGUGGGACGCUGGCGCUUCUUUAUCAACCAGACCAUUCGUCAUAGAGACUCCAUGUCUAGCCAGGGCGCUGUCACACCACCGCCAACUGCUGAGGCAAAAAUUCCCCAGUCUCCUCAGAAAGAUGAAGAAAAAUAUCUAUCCCAAACUCCUGACUCCUUUGCUGAAAAGGUUUCCUCCCCCCACAACACCCUUUCUUCUGCUUCAUCAGCCUCAGCUGUCUCAGCCCCUGACUCUAUGACCCACUCCACUACUACAGCUGAGACCAUAGCCUCUGAAACCGUCUCCGCCUCUGCCCCGCCCAUUUCUGCUUCAGCUGACCAGAUUCCCAAUUCUCUUUUAACUACAGCAAUACCAACUGUUGCUAACAUCCCAAUUCUGCCAGCUUCUCCUUCUGUUGUGUCUGCCUCAACCACCGCCAUGGUUUCCAGUAACCUAACUCCUGCAGUGACCAGCGUUUGCUCCACUGUAGGUCGGAGCAUAGAAGAUACACUGGGCACUGCAUCAAGGCCACCGGCAGUCGAAAAGUCUCCAGCCUCUUUCCAUUCCGCUCCUCCGGUUGCGGCAAGUCAACUUCUCGUUGAGGAGCAGCAGGUGUUCUCCCAAAUGUCCGCUCCGGUCCCACUGCUGUCUCAGCUACCAGCAACAACACAUCCAGAGCUGUUGCCGAUGCAGUUUGAACAACAGACACAGCAGCUGACACCAAAACAACAGCUUUCGCAGUACCAAGGCAACCAAGAUCAAAGUUUGCAGCAGAGAGAACAACCGCUGCAGCAGGAACCGCAACUGCUGCAGAGACAAAUGGCUGUUCAACCACAGGCUCCUGAGGGCUCUGUGUUGCCUCCAUCAGGCCAAACAGAGUUGCCUCAACCAGCUGUGCAGGCACUUCAGAUUCUGCAACCAUUGCCCCUACAGCAACCCCAGCCACCACAACAGCAACCGUUGCAGUAUGCCCCGCAGUUGCUUCAGGAGUCUCUGUUUCACCAGCUACCACAGCAGGUUUUGGCACCUCAGGCUCCUGUAGUCCCACAACAGCAGGAGCCACAGCAUCAACAGGUGACCAUGCAACAGAUGAUACAGCAGCAGCAAAUAAUGCAACCUCCACUGCAGCAACAGCAGCAUCAGCUGUUUGUGGGCGUUCCAGCUCAAGGCCAAAUGAUGCCCGUAUCCAUAAGUCAACAAUUUCUCCAGCAGCAGGCGCAGCUAAAUGUUACCCCUGUACCCCAACAUCAGAUUACACAACCAAGCCACGUGGCUGCUGGGCCUGUUCAGCCGCAGACACUGCUUCAGCACUCCGAGCAGCAAUAUGAGGGGCUUAAAACCGCGGAGGCAUCUCAGAAGCAGCCGCAGCUCGCGAGUCAGAAGCAGUCUUCUUUGCAAGUGUCAGAAUCAGAGGUGUCUAUAGGAGAGAAGAGUGUCACAGAGGACACAGGAAGCUUUUCUGCCCCCUUUCACCCUUCGUCUGACUCCUCCUUGCCGCCUCUUCAUCUUGCCUCAGCUGAAGCCCACCUGCCCAGCCUUUCCAUCGCGAUGACGCCAUCGCCUGGUCAGCCGUCCUCCGUUGCUGAGUCGGACAGCGAAGGUCCACCAAAAAUUGAAUUUGUCGAUAACCGUAUUAAGACUUUGGACGAAAAGCUGAGAAACCUGCUGUAUCAGGAGUACAGCGGCGGGGCGUCGCCAGCCGGUGUUGCCUCUGUUCCAGCAUCAGCUGCCCCCAUGUCAGGCGGAGGCGACGAAUCAUCUGAGCCUCAGGGACACCAGCGCUUGUCCUUUUACCCACCUGCCACUUCCUCAGACACCUCCUCCCACACCCCAUCCUCAACUACCUCCUCUACCACCACCCGUUCCUCCUCUACCUCUCCUGACCCAGAAAUGGGUGGAAGAUAUGAAGCUUCUUUGGAAGCGGGAGACCCUGUUCUGUCUGGCCCAGUAGAGGAGCAACCUGUCCCCUCUCUCCCCUCAGCUUCUGCCUCAUCCACCAAGCCCACCUGUCUCCUUCCUGCCAUUCAGGAUGGAGCUGCUGGAUCCCAGCACUCAUUAGUAUCAGGAGAACCAACCGUACCUGCUGCACAGCCACACUCUGACACCAGUGUCGUCGGAGAUCCAUCAUGGCCUCUCAAUCAGCAACCGAUCUCCCUCCAGCACGGACAGCAGCAGCACAAUGCAGGAGGUGGAUAUUUUGGCCUAAACCUGACAUGUCCUAGUAUCAGAAAUCCGGUUAGCAAGAAAUCCUGGACUCGAAAAUUCAAAAACUGGGCAUGCAAACUGCGCCACUCCGCCAGCUUGUUCAAGAAGCCCAGAGUCCCACAAGAGGAACAUUCGUGCAGUCAGGCCCUUGAAGGUGAUAAGAAGGAGACACCAUUAAGUUCACCUCAGUUGUGCAAAGAACGAUUUCAGGUGAAUCCAGUUCCACAGACCUCUCCUCAAAAGGAUCUGCCGUCGGGUCAUGGUAGCACUCAUAGGAAAGUGGGACGUUUCUCUGUAAUACAGACCGUGACAAAGAAAGAGGACAGACAGACCGACAGCUCGCAGGUGUCCCCUAAUGUGGGACGAGAUAGGAGGAAAACCCAGACAAAGGAAUGGGAUAAAGAAGAUGGGAAGAUGACCCCAUCAAAGAGCCACCCGUCUCGGGGUUUUGGCCACAGCCACUCCCCACUUGGCAGCAGUGAUGAUGACGAUGAUGCGAGUGAGCUGGAGGAUGAAGGGCUAAGAAGAGAACUACAGAGGCUCAGAGAAAAGCACAUCAAAGAGGUUGUUUCGCUUCAAGCCCAGCAGAACAGAGAACUUCAAGAGCUCUACAGACAGCUUCGUUCUAUCAAAGACCAAAGACAAAGUUUACCUGCCUCUCUGUGUCGAACUCCUCCGCUUCCGGCUGCGCCGCCUGUCCUUUCCCCACGCAGGCCCAGGCUGGCCAAAGCUAAGUUUCGGUCCCGGCCUCACUCUCACAUGGACAACAAUGGAGUUCCGCACUCUGGGGUUCAGCAGUCAAGUAGGUUUUCAGGGGGUGAACAGGGUAGGCUCCACCCUGCAGUGCCUGAUAGAAAAGAUCACAGCCCAUCGAGGAAAAGCACAUUCACAGAUGAACUGCACAAGCUUGUUGACAAUUUGACUAAGGAGACAUUGGGUCCUGCUCCGGUCAAGCCUUCACUGAAUCAAAUCAAGCAGAUUCAGCAGGUGCAGGGAGGCUGGAGUCAGUCCGCAGAGGUGGUUCAACCAGGUUGGUUUCCAGCAGCCCAACUGAACCCCCAGGCACCCUUAGCUCCCUGUCUUUACCCAGGUGGAGGAACCCUGACCACCCUGCCGUCGCAAGUUCCUCCAUCCCCACAAUCACACAUGGCUCAAGUACCGCAGAUGCACCAGAGUUUACAUCUCCAUCAGCCUCCCCCCCUUCAGCAGAUGACCUAUCAGCAAUCCCCUUUGUGCCAGCAAAUGCCACAGCCUCGGAUGCAAGCCUCCAUACAGCCACAGACGCAACCCGCCAUCUUGAUGCCCCAACCGACACCUCAAAGCCAACCUCUGCUGCCUUCCCAAGUCCCCACGUUACCGGUGUCCACAGCCACAUCUCUGCUGCAUGGCGAUGGACCCGCAGAACCCGCUGACAGCACCGCAGUUAGCGGCGGUGUGUUUUGCUCCUGUGCUACCUGUUCCUCGUGUUGCUCAACUGCUGCUUUACCUUCCAGUGCCAAAAUUCACCCAGCAACCCCCACCUCUACUCUUCCUUUGGGACAAAAGUGAAACCAAGAGAAUUGAGAGAUACAUUCGAAGUACCUUGACGUGGUGAUACCCAGUGAGUCGGAACGCAAAACAGAUUCACUUGGCGUGAUAAUUAAGUGUUAUAUGUGUGGGGAACCCGUGAGUGAAGUGAAUACAUGUAGUCCAGCAUGGCGCUGGAUAAGAAAGAAAGAAAGAAAAUGUGAAAGGAAAAAUAACAGGUUAAUAUAAAACUUAGCCGCUGGAUUUAUGAAUGAUUGGAUAUUGAUGUAUAACGUCUUUAACGUAUGGGUGUUUUUCUAUGCGUGUGGCUCCAGUGUUUGUUAAAUAUUUGAAAACAUAUCACUUGAUGUCCUUGGAUACAGAAAAAAAAAAAAUCUCUUCUUCUUAUUUGCAAACCAACUCUGCUGGACCCGGAACCUCUCAAAGCAGAGGCGACAAGGACAAAUCAUUUUACUCCGGCAGUAUUUUUGGCUCAGUUAGCGAGCGCUGACAGUGAAAGAACUAUCACGUUUAAAAGUGCAAUUAGUAACGGUCAUCUAAGUUGAUCAGCAUGUGUUGUAUCAAUCAAUUUGUCUGAAAAGCAUAAAACAUUUUUUGUAGAGCUACAGUGGUUAUUGCCAGAUCCAUAGAUACGUUGUUAUAUGAUUUUUUUUUUUUUUUUUUUUUUUACUUGGUUUGCAGCACAAUACAUGAUGAAGAGAAAUUAUACAGCCAAUUACACAAUUAAGCUUGGUCAACCUGCGCGGCCAUUCUCAUCUCCCAUGAUGCAAUCUAACACGUAUGUAAUGUUGUGGUUUGGUACGGCAUGUCCUUUGAAUCAUUUUGUCUGUGUAAUAGUAACAGUCCAGAAUUGUGUUAUAGGUUGAUUCAUUGAAACAGUGUUCAGUGAACCCCUGAAAACUUUCCACUCCAUACUGCAUGACCUCUCAACUAAUUGGGAUUACAUUUGAGGAGAAACUGCCUCCACCUGCAGUACACUCAUGAUCUCUGAGUAGUUUGGAGACUGAGAAGCUUAACAUGGUGUCAAGGAGAUAUUCUGAGCUCUCCGUAUAAAGUUUUACUGAGGUUAUGCUGAAAAAGUAGAUGGAAAAAAAAGAAAAGGUCAAAUUUAUUAAAAACUGCGUAAACCGUACUGAGAAUAAGUCGUUUCAGCGUUGCCUUUGAUAAAAGCUAUAUUGUGGGUGCGUGAGUGUUUAUGCCUGUUUGAGGAAAGUAAUUGGUGAGAGGCUUAGUCCUCCCCUUUUUCUUUCCUUGAAAGCAGCCUCUCCGAUGUCACUCUACUCACUCACUGUGUGGAAAUGUUUACUCUGCCUGUGUUCUAGGCUUGCCUCCUCGAGUAGCAAAAAGUAAUAAAAACAUUAGGUCUUAA